AUGGCACAGUCUAAUCAGGACAGCGACAUUGAAGCUGAUCAUGGAGUAGUCUUGUCAUCAAUGGAUGAUCGACUGCAUUCUUUUCAGCACUUCCCUCGUUCUCAAGCAGUUUUGGUGAAGCGACUGGCCAUGGCAGGGUUUUAUUACACGGGACAGGCGGAUAAGGUGCAUUGUUAUAGUUGCAAUGCAUCACUGGACAACUGGAACGAAGGUGACGUCCUGUUGAAAAGGCAUCAGCAAGUAUCUCCUUGCUGCAUGUUUCUCAAUUGUGAUCAUGGCAUGCGUCCCAUGACUCAAACUGCUUCUUCAUCUGUGGCCUUGAAAAUUUGGACAGAAACCUUGGUAUUACAGAUGGGAGAAGUUAUGGAUGAGACUGUGUAUCCCAAGGGGCCACACAUGAAGAGUGAGGAAGCUCGAUUGAGAACUUUCACUCACUGGCCAGUGAAUUCACCGGUACAGCCCAGAAAACUGGCAGAGGCGGGCAUGUUUUGUCUUGGGAGGGAAGAUAAUGUGCAGUGUUUCUGUUGUGGAGGAAUUCUGGCUCAAUGGGAGCAAGGCCAUGAUCCCUGGAAUGAACAUGAAAAAUACUACCCAAACUGCUGCUUCAUCUGUGGCCACGAUGUGGGCAAUGUGCCGCUGGCAGCACCGACAUGUGGUAAAUGGUCGUGCACUAUAAAAAACAAUGCAGCAAUCAGUGUUGUGUAAGUAACAAUUACUAGUUCAAUUACAUCUUCAAUCAUGUAAUUAGAUUACUGUACAAGUUACACUCUCCAAAAGGUAUUUAAAUACUUAUUACUAAUUACCUUCUAAAUCCAAUUUAGUAAAUGAUACAAAGAUAGGCUUGAAAAGGCUCAAAUAAAUCAUAUAAAAGUACAUAAAUUAUUCUGGUCACACUUUUAAGGUCUAAUUCUGACUUUUAAUUAUUAUCUACUUUUGCUUUAUUAUACUCCUAAUUACUGCUUAUUAAUACUUAGUAAAUUAGUUGUUAAGUUUAAGUAUUGGUAGGAAUUUGGUAGGAUUAAGGAUAACACAAACACAAAUGUUAUUACAGUGAAUAAGAGACAAACAUUUGUUAUGCAUAACAUUUAUAAAUAUACCCUUUUAAAGUACAAAUUUACAAGACUUAGCCUUAUUAAUGUGGAUCUGACAUCGAUCUCAUGGUGUUAGAAUAAGUGUGUUGAACUAGUGUGGUGUUGUGUGUGACACAACAUAACGUCAUGUUAAAAAAUGAAUAAUGAUUGCUAAUUUUACUGUCUUUUACUGGCUUUACAUUGAGUGACACUGAGUUUCUUUCAUUACAAACAUCAAAUUUAAGUAAUAGAGGAAAUUUACUGGCCGAUUGAAAAGAUUUGUCGGCCGAUGUUGAUAAAAAAAUCCAAAUAUCGGCCAAUAUAUCAGAGUCUGUAAUAUAUUGGCCUAUUCUAACAACCAACCAAUAAAUAGUGAGAAUUGGAAACUGCACUAAAGUGUUACUGGUAUUCUCACUAACUCAACAAAGUAUUUAAAAAGAAAAUUAUACAUAAGAAACAUGCAUUUUAAGUUUUAACCGUAGACUUUAAAUUUUUAUGUUAAAUCCACUAUUGUCAGGAUCCUGCCGGAACCUUGUCUCAUUUUGUGUAUUAGUUUAGUACGGCAGGGUUCUGACAAUACAAUGCCUUGUGUGGGGAAUGCGUGGCUUGUAUUGUGUAUGCUAACCACGUAUUUCCCAUGUCUUGUCACUUUUUACCCGAUCCCUUACUUGUUAUGAUUUUCACCUGUUCACCUCAUUUGUUCUCCUAUUUAAAGUCCUUGUGUUUGAUGUUCUUCACUGGUUCGUUUUGUCCUGUCACUGUGAGUACCUUGAUCUGAUGUUUAGUAAGUCAUAGUCUAGUCCUUGUUGUUAGUCAUUUUAGUUUUUGUUCAGUUUAGUGUUUGUUCAGUUUAGUGUUUUGUGGU
Paramisgurnus dabryanus is the source of this 1935-nucleotide messenger RNA. NCBI's taxonomy places the organism in Eukaryota, Metazoa, Chordata, Actinopteri, Cypriniformes, Cobitidae. The record is from RefSeq and is a predicted model, not a curated record.